Chlamydomonas reinhardtii is the source of this 1437-nucleotide messenger RNA. RefSeq lists its product as uncharacterized. Lineage: Eukaryota; Viridiplantae; Chlorophyta; Chlorophyceae; Chlamydomonadales; Chlamydomonadaceae. The record is from RefSeq and is a predicted model, not a curated record. Gene Ontology annotation, cellular component: mitochondrial intermembrane space. Gene Ontology annotation, molecular function: copper chaperone activity; copper ion binding. The transcript is spliced from 3 exons. The coding region runs from base 156 to 401 and encodes 81 amino acids.
CCCCGGCACUAAUACAACAAUUCUUCAUACACAGCGACCAUAAUUACCUGCCAUCGCGCUGGCGUCCGGUACAUAAUCGCGACCAUCAACAUAUCCAAUCCGAUACCUUCGCUCUCUAGCCGUGCGCGCGUGCGCAGUCGGCAAAGCCCUUUGAUAUGGGCGCAUCAGGCUCCAAGCCGGAGGGUGCCGGCCCUGGCCCGGCGCUUCCGACACCGUCACCCGCUCCCCCCGGUGUACCCAUUGGCCCCGACGGCAAGCCCAAGAAGAUUUGCUGCAGCUGCCCUGACACCAAGAAGCUCCGGGACACCUGCAUCGCUGAGCGCGGCGAGGAGCACGCCUACUGCCAAGCGCUGAUCGAGGCGCACAAGGCGUGCCUGCGGGUGGAGGGGUUCAAGGUGUGAGGGGCUGCGGCGGCUCACGGCGCGGCGCCUCACCGCGUCAGCGGCAGUGGCUGGCGGCAGCGGCUGGCGGCCGCGGCACCGCGGCAGCGGCUGGCGGCCAGCGGCGGCGGCCGGCGUCUCACUAGCGUAGCACUCUCAAAGCACAGCAUAUUCGCGCCGCUGGGGGCAGCAGCAGCAGCUGCUGCUGUUGCCACCGCCGCCUCCGAAGUGGCGGUGCAGUGUACAGCGGGAGGUGACGGUGUCAGGGUGACGCGGGCGGCGCAGUUGCGGCGUGCUGGCUGGCUGCAGGGAGUGUGCUACAGCGUGUUAUGCGGAGCUGACAGUGACACUGGCGGUGGCUCGUGGCGACUCCCGGCACAGGUGGCGCGCAUGCAUGCUCCGCAUGCUGUGGCGCGUUUGGCAGUGCACACGUAGGCGUAUGCCCCGGCCCAAGGGCCCAGGAGGCUCUUUGGGUCGUGGAUGUGGAAGUCCGGAUGGGAUUGGGGUGCCGUGCCAUAGGUGGGCGGGACACGUGGUGAGACGCAACAAACGUUACGGGUGUGGGCGUGAGCGACAUGUACACACUAGUGUGACUCUGCUCGGGUACUUCCUAAGUGGCCUGACGUCCGUGUCUGAAGUUCUCAAGGGAUGGGGGAUGUUAAACACAGCGUCCAGGCUGGCACUGGACGGAUUGCAAAAAAACAAAGAACGCAUUCAUAUUUGGUUUAAUGCUGCCCUUAGAAGAGCUGAGGCGUUGGUGCUGGGGGCUUCGGCGUAGUACUGCGAUGCGUGUGUUCUGGGGAGUUUGGGCGAACAGGCUUGCGUGGGUGCUGGUUUCCCGGACACAUCCUUUCCGGGAACUUUGCGCUGCGACACGCCUCUCUCAUAGUUCGUGAUGGGCGCCGAGGUCUGUGGCACUGGAGCGGGUGCGCAGAAGGCGGUGGCAGCGUACUGUGAUGGAGGUUGGACAGCCCAAACGGCGGCAGGCGUGAGAUAAGCUUGAUAUGGGCAGUUUGCUGGCAACAGCAAUGAUGUAUCACCAGUGUCCAACUCGUGC